Molecule: messenger RNA, 1381 nt
Organism: Sphaeramia orbicularis (orbiculate cardinalfish)
Lineage: Eukaryota; Metazoa; Chordata; Actinopteri; Kurtiformes; Apogonidae
Gene: pdgfrl
Product: platelet-derived growth factor receptor-like
Exons: 6
Coding region: 197-1297 (366 amino acids)
Source: RefSeq, a predicted model, not a curated record
AGAAGGUCUGAACUUAUUUUCCCCCUUUCUCACUCCUUGUGUGAGGAGGAUGGAGCAGGAAAUCUAAACUGGGCAUCUGGAUCCUGCAGAGUCCCAGUGAAGCUCCACAUCUGAACCAAACACCCUUGUUCUUACUGACCCAGCAGAGAACUCACCCCUCUGACCACCAACACCACCACCACCUUACCAUCACACCAUGAAGCUCUGCAUUGUGCUCUGUCUGGCACUGUUCUGGGUGGAGCUGCAAAAUGGUUCCUGCCAACAGCCAAAACGCAGAAAAGAUGUUGGAGAAAACCGUAUCCGGCCUGGAGGGAAACGGGUGAAGAUGCGUCACCCCAAGCUUAAAGACAGUGGAGGAAAAGGCCAGUCUCUGCUCACCCAAGUCUUAGAUAAAGGACGCUUCCUGCGUCUGGGUGAAACCACGACUCUGACGCCUGGGAGGAAUAUCGAACUGCGUUGCAAAGGUACCAACAUCGGCUGGUCGUACCCGACUUACCUGGACACCUUCAACGACUCUCGCCUCAGCAUCAAGCAAAGUGACAAGUACGGUCAACUGCUGCUGACGUCGCCCUCUGCUGCCGACACAGGGUUGUACAGCUGCUGGGUCAUCGUCUGUGACGGCGUCGAGUGUGAGAAGGACCAUGAGAGAGUCUACUCCUCAUACGUCUACUUCACAGACAAAGACAACAUCUUCAUCCCGUCUGCCAUCCACUUUGAGAUCGUGUACCUGCGUCCAGAUCGACCUGCUGUGGUUCCCUGUCGCGUCACUAACCCACAGGCCACUGUGUCGCUGCACAGGGAGGUCCCACCAGAGGAGAUCCCAGCCAACAGCACCCUGAUGACCUAUGACCCCACCAAAGGCUUUGUCCUGCAGAACCCCAGCCCAGAGUAUCAGGGGGUCUUCUACUGCAAAGCGGUGACCAGAGGCAACCCUCAGAUCUCCAUAAAGUACCAGCUGCUUUAUGUGGAGGUUCCUAGCGGGCCACCGUUUGUGGGUGUGGAAGUUUCUCCAGACUCUGUCAGAGGAGGCGAUAAUGUCAACGUAACAUGCACUGUCCUGGGGGAGCCAGAGGUGGACGUGGGAUUCACCUGGACUUACCCGGGUCAGCACCAUCGUCCUAUUCACAUCCAGACGUCAUGGAGGCUGGUUAACAGAGGAAUGGGCCACACCACACGGGUCUCCCAGAGCAUCCUGAUGGUCGAAGACAUGGAGACAAUCGACUUUGGAAACUACAUCUGUAAAGCCAAGAACCAGUAUGGUGAGACCUUCGUGGCAGCCAGCAUCAUCUCCAAAUAGAGAAAUAAGAACAUGUUUAAUGUUGUACGAUCAGUGGAUAUUCAUCGGUCUUAUCAGAAGCAGAAAUCUGAAUGUAUAUAAACA